GUGGGGCGAGCCUGCCGCUGCUGUCCCGAGCACUUUCGGUCCGGGCUGGUCUACCUUGCCGCCCGCCACGUCCUCACGCGGGACCGGGGCCGCCUUCGCCGUCCGAGGGCCGCCCGGCCUCUGCAGGCCUGCCGCGCCCGGGUAAGGGGGCUGCGCUGCUCUCCGGCAUGCUGUAGUCACGGCUCCCGCGGGGCUGGAGUUGAGAGGAGGAGUGUUACUCCUUUCAGACCGUAGAUGCGACUGUCAGCAGAGCGGAGCGUCUGCCUGUGUCCCCCAUGUGCCACAAAGCAUGCCGCAGCCCAGGAGUGCUCCCCGCAGCCGCCCUCGCCUCCUGCAAAGCCCGACCUCACCUGACGAGCACACAGUGCCAAGCCCGCAGCUCUCCGAGGAGGAAGAUGGCCCAGCCCGGGAACACACCCUGAGCACCUGCUUCUGGAAUCCUGCAGUCUGCUGCUCGGGCAGCGGCCGGGAACCGCAGCCUGCGGGCCAAGUCCUGCCUGUGCCUGUGUUCGGAAAAAACGUUUGCCAGCUCUGCUCUAGAGACGUGUGCCGCCCAGCCUCCGACUUGCCCUUCGAGUCCUGCCAGCUGCCAUCGCCUCCGUGCCUCCCUGCUCCGCGCCACCUGCAGUGACCUCUUUCUGUGUCUCCCACCGGGCGGCGGCCUCCCCGGAGGAGGGAGCUGUGUGGCUUCCGCCUUUUGUCGUACGUGCGCUGCCAGAUCCUCAGCCGAGCCGAGGGCCUUGUGCGCAGCCUGAGAGCGGCAGCCGGGGGCGUGGGGACCGCCCCAGCUGCGCCCUGCCUCACCCACAAGAUGUGGGCCACCCUGGUGCUCGCUUGCGUCUCCUCCUUGUCCUUGUCCGGACGCCCAGUGGCCUCCCAGGACCCAGGGGCCUCAGCCCUCAACCUGACAGGAGACAGCGUGGUCCCGAAAAGCACACCCAGGGAAGCAGCGGAGUCCGCACCAACGCCACCACCCUCUUCCGUCCCGUCGGCCGGAGGGGCUCUGGGAGUCACAGCAGGGAGAAUACACAGGACAGAUGUGGGCACCCCGGCAACUGCGGCAGGUGGCCCCGACCUCCCGGCCUCCAGGCAGCCCACGCCGCCCUCCCCGACGUCCCCUCAGCCAGCUCCGUCCUCCACGGCCGCUCUCAGCAUCCCCCACACCCAGGCUCCCAGCAACGGCACGUCACCGAGAGCUGCCCCCCUGGUGCCGCUGACCUCCAGCACUCAGGUGGCUGCUGCCUCCUCGGCAAAGGCGGGCAGCCCCCCGGGCAUACAGGACCCUGCUGAGCGCACAUCCAGCCCCUCCACGGCCAGCCCCCCGCCCCCCGUGGAUCCCCACACACCCAACUCGGUCAUAGGAGGCUCUGCCAUCCAGGUGUUGACUGCCCAGCCGGUGGCAGACACAGCAAGUGGGCCCACCCCGUCCCUCACGAACGCAACCGCAGCGUCCACCCUCUCCUCUGUGGCGUCUGCGUCCACCACAGCGGUGACAGCCACCAAGACACAAGCCGAGGAGUCAGCUGCCAGCACAGUGCCAGCUUCUGUGCUUCCCACCAGCUGGACGCCUGUGGUGGAGCCUGUCUCUCCCACAACCCCGCCGAGCCCUUCCCCAGCUCCCCAGGGGACCCCAGGCCUGGGCACGCCCCCCACGCCCGAGCAGGUGCAGCCCGAGGCUGUAAGUGGUACUGCUGCCACCAGCCUGACACCUGGGAGCUCAGGGGACCCUAAGGUGCCAACCACAGACUCGUGCCAGCUCAGCACCCAAGGCCAGUACCUGGUGGUCACCACCAACCCCCUGCCGCUGUCCCCGGUAAACAGGAGUGCCCUCCUGGCCGUGCUCUUGCUCGGCGUGACCCUUUUUGUCACGGUCUUGGUUCUGUUUGCCCUGCAAGCCUACGAGAGCUACAAGAAGAAGGGCUACACGCAGGUGGACUAUUUAAUCAACGGGAUGUACGCAGACUCAGAAAUGUGAGGGGUGGUCGGGCCGUUCUCCCGUUUUCCCUCCUAGACUAGACCAAGUGCUUCCAAAUUCUUCGGUGCGACUUAGGAGAUAUGCCAGAUGCUAAACUCACUGAAUAACUGUCUAAUUGAUUCCACGAUCACUAACGAGUUGCUGCUUUCCUCAUACUUAUUUUUGUAAGUGAUCGUGCUGCAGGGCGGGCAGGUGGGCCCCUGUGUCCCUUCCAGAAUCAAAGCCAUGACUGCUUUCCAUUC
Messenger RNA from Artibeus jamaicensis (Jamaican fruit-eating bat), 2217 nucleotides. It is a transcript of the gene CUNH11orf24, whose product is annotated as chromosome unknown C11orf24 homolog. The transcript is spliced from 7 exons. Lineage: Eukaryota; Metazoa; Chordata; Mammalia; Chiroptera; Phyllostomidae. The record is from RefSeq and is a predicted model, not a curated record. The coding region runs from base 812 to 1975 and encodes 387 amino acids. Gene Ontology annotation, cellular component: Golgi apparatus.